This is a messenger RNA of Candida dubliniensis CD36, 981 nucleotides long. RefSeq names its product Prn3p (gene PRN3). The coding region runs from base 1 to 981 and encodes 326 amino acids. NCBI's taxonomy places the organism in Eukaryota, Fungi, Ascomycota, Pichiomycetes, Serinales, Debaryomycetaceae. The record is from RefSeq and is a predicted model, not a curated record. The transcript has a single exon.
AUGUCAGUAAGAUCAAUUGCUAAAGUCGUUACUCCAAAUCCACCAAGACCAGGAUCCCCAGUGAAAAUUAGAAAUUCAAUUGGAUCAUCAAGUCAAUUUAAUCCAUUUUUAUUAUUUGAUCAUUUCUCAAUUCCAUCAACUGGUGGAUUCCCUGCCCAUCCACAUCGUGGUCAAGAAACCAUUACUUUGGUAUUAAAAGGUGGAGUUGCUCAUGAAGAUUUUACUGGAUCCAAAGGUGUUUUAUAUCCAGGUGAUUUACAAUUUAUGACUGCUGGUAAAGGUGUUGUUCAUUCGGAAAUGCCAGUUCCAAAUAAAGAUGGUUCACCUAGUGUUGGUUUACAAUUAUGGGUUGAUUUGCCCAAUGAUAUGAAAGGUGUAAAACCAAGAUAUAGAGAUUUAAGAGAAUGGGAAAUCCCUGAAGUAAUUGCCGAUGAUGGUAAAGUUAAAGUCAAAGUCAUUUCUGGGACAUCUCAUGGUAUACUGUCCCAAAAAGAAUUAGCAUAUACUCCAGUUAAUUAUUAUCAUUAUAAAGUCAAAGCUGGUGGUAAGUUUAAACAAGAAUUACUGCCCGGUUUCAACUAUUUCUUAUAUGUGUUGAAUGGGAAAAAUUUGAAAUUGAAUGGAAACAAAAUUGUUGAUCAAUAUCAAACAGUGUUUUUCAACGAAACAGGAGAUUACAUUACUGGUGAAAAUACUGCUAUUGAAGACACUGAAGCCAAUCAAUCAGAAUUUGUGUUGAUUGGUGGGAAGAUUUUGAACCAGAAACCAGUACAAUACGGUCCAUUUGUUGCGUCAAGUAAAACAGGAAUAACCAAAGCAUUAUUUGAUUAUGAACUUGCAAGAAAUGGGUUUGAACAUAGAGUGAAAUGGAAUUCAUUGAUAAGCCGUGGGGUCAAUAAAUCAAUGGUAGAUGGUCCAUUGAAUGGUAGUCUAGAAAAAAGAGCUGCUGAUAAGAAAUCAUAUUUGGAUUCAAAGAUUUAA